UUUCUAGCCACUCGUUUUUACUACAUGGAGGAAACAUCGAGAAAACAGCCGGAGGAGAAACGGGAGCUUCACAUAUCACAGUCAGGAUGGUCUAUAUCGCCGCUAUGCCUUUUGGACACGGAGUGUCGCUCAUGACGGAGGAGGAAAGUGUGGCGGAGAUGAUUGGGAAGUACUUCUUCCAGCACAAAGCCUUGGACCGGGUGUCCAGUUCGGCCCGGCGGGGAAGCGUCGAGAGCUGGGAUGAGAGAGAAGGAGGCUGGCCCUUUUCAAAUCUGGAGGAUGAAGAGCGGCUCCUCCACCAGGACCUGACCCGGCAGAUGGAGAGCUGUCUGACUGAAGCCAAGCAGUCCGUCCUCCGCUGCCAGGCGCUGCUGCUGCCCCGCAACAUGAUCAGCAGGGUCGGACAGCACAUCCUGCGCUCCUCCGCCGAUGAGCCCUGCGGGCUCCGAGGCGCUUCCAUCAGGCUUUACGUGGAGAGCAAAGACGGACUGAAGGCUGCGGGGAGCGUGGUGCCGGACCCGGCUGUCACCCCCACCUUUGAGCUCUCUGUGGUGUUCAAGGUGGAGAAGGAGGACGGGUGGAGCAUCUUUGACUCCGGGAAGGUGCUGAAGCUGAGGCCGGAGUACCGGCUGGUGAAGAGGAAGCUCUACUCCUCAGCCAGUCCUGUGAUCCAUGACCUCAGCUAGGGGCCCCAUGGCUUCAGCUAGGGGCCCCAUGGCUUCAGCUAGGGGCCCAUAGACUCUAGACCCAUUUCAUGUCAGUUGUGAAUGUAGAGUUGGAAACACUGCAAUGUGAUUUAGUCUUUUGAUUAUUUUUUUUUUUUUUUUACUAUUGUACAUCUUGAGCAGGUCCUCAACCUAAAGCUUUUGUUUUUCACUCAGUUCCAGAGUAUUUUUGCACAGCUGCUUGUCUGACACUGUUUGACUUGAUCAGGACUGAGCUGGCCUCACUACCAGAGUACUGUUUUUGUUUUUGUCAUUUUUAUUUAUGAAACUUGAACUGCAUAAUAAAUU
Cyprinodon variegatus (sheepshead minnow) is the source of this 1013-nucleotide messenger RNA. RefSeq names its product DNA damage-inducible transcript 4-like protein. Gene Ontology annotation, cellular component: cytoplasm. The record is from RefSeq and is a predicted model, not a curated record. The transcript is spliced from 2 exons. Bases 87 to 686 code for a protein of 199 amino acids. Gene Ontology annotation, biological process: negative regulation of signal transduction. NCBI's taxonomy places the organism in Eukaryota, Metazoa, Chordata, Actinopteri, Cyprinodontiformes, Cyprinodontidae.